Ipomoea triloba (trilobed morning glory) is the source of this 1734-nucleotide messenger RNA. Its product is annotated as lysosomal amino acid transporter 1 homolog. The transcript is spliced from 14 exons. NCBI's taxonomy places the organism in Eukaryota, Viridiplantae, Streptophyta, Magnoliopsida, Solanales, Convolvulaceae. The coding region runs from base 168 to 1406 and encodes 412 amino acids. The record is from RefSeq and is a predicted model, not a curated record.
CAAGCGCCGCGCCACCUCAAACCGCUGGCCACCUAAUCAACGCCCACUCCGUAAGUCUCUUUUUCGCCAUUCACAUUCGUUGGAAGUCACUUCCUCUCUUCCUUUUUUCUCUCUCUGGCACGGAAGUGUGUUGAAGGGACGAGCGGAAGGUUUUAGGCGGCGGCGGAAUGGCGAUGUGCGGGAUGGGAGCGGAGGAGCAGCUGCAGAAGUGCUCGCAGUGGGCGCUGGAGUACAUGGACUACUGCCUGUGCAGCAGUAAGGACGGAGUUUCGCUGGUGCUGGGGGCGUUGAGUGUGUUGAGCUGGACGGUGGCUGAGGUUCCCCAAAUUAUGACUAACUUCAGGGAGAAAUCCACGGAGGGGCUCUCAUGUUGGUUCCUGUUAACAUGGAUUAUUGGGGAUUUAUGCAACAUCUUUGGCUGCCUUCUAGAACCAGCUACUCUUCCAACGCAAACCUACAUGGCAGUGUUCUUUACAUUGACUACUUUUGUUCUUUCUGGGCAAGCAUUAUACUAUAGUCAUAUCUAUCCAAAGCUGAAGUCCAAUAGAAGGUGGCAUGAGGUUAGUGAGGAUGGGGCAUAUGAAAAGAGAACAGAGCAUAAUGGUACAGAGAACAAAAAAAGUAAUCAUGUCAAUAGACUGAAAGAUGGAAAAUCCCUUUCUGCAUAUGGAGCCCUUCCUAGCUCACCAAUUCCCCUGCCGAACUGUUCUCUCAGUGCAUCCUCAGAAAGAGAUUUAUAUUACAUGUCUGCCCGAUCUCUGUCAAUGAGUCACACUCCUCCAGUUGGAUCUUUUCCAUCACACAGAACACUUAACACAGAUGCUGAGCAGGAUUCAUUUGCCACUCCAUUGCUUGGUGAAGUGGAGCCAGUUCAUUCUUCACCUGCGCCCAAAACAAAAAGCAUGCUUUGUGUGGCUUCCUUGUUAACAUGCUUCCUUGGUGGUUGGAAACGCCAUCAAAGAAAAAGCACAAACAGUGGACUAAUUCUUCAAAAACAAGCUGGAGAAGUUGUGCUGUUUGGUAGAAAGCUUUUACAGGAAAGUGGUGGUUUUCUGCUGAAUAGCCAAUCCAACCAGACCAGUGGGAUUGCAGCACUUCUUGGCUGGGGAAUGGCAAUUAUUUACAUUGGUGGACGCCUGCCGCAAAUUCGCUUAAAUUUCAGGAGGGGAAAUGUUGAAGGGCUAAAUCCACUAAUGUUCAUGUUUGCUCUGUUUGGUAACAUCACAUAUGUAGCAAGCAUUCUUGUCAGCAGCCUGGACUGGUCAAAAAUUGGACCAAACAUGCCUUGGCUGGUUGAUGCAAGUGGAUGUGUACUCCUUGAUACCUUAAUACUAAUUCAGUUCUUCUAUUACCGUAACCGUGUAUCGGAUAAAGUAGUGAUUAAGCAUGAAAAUGGCAGCCCUUAGUUUGUCCCCAAGAAGAACAUAUUUUGCAGGUCAAGUGAACCAACCAAUAUUUGGAUCAUACUACAUCUCACUGCUGUUAUUUCAUGAAAAGCUGGGGAAGUCAUAGGGGCAACCUCUCUACAAGUACUGCACUUUGCAUUGCACAAUGAACUUGUUGUCAGUGAAGCUGGAGAUAUUUUUGGUUUUCUUAUUUACUACGGAGUAUUUGUUAGAGCCAUUCUUUCUUGUAUGGUCUGUCUUGGUCAAUUGUGUAUGAUUGCUCCUUAGAGAGAGACAUGAAGUAACUGGAAGAUUUUGCCUUCAAAUUUAACUGCUAUUUUCUGGACCA